CGGUGCAACGCUCUGCAGCAUCCCAGAUGGAGCUGCCAUUCCCAUCUCCCCAGCCUGGGCUCCUCUCCAGCCUCUCCUCCUCCUCCUCCUCCUCCACAGACAGGCGCACACGUCUCAUGACACCCAGAGACUCCUCUCCCCAUCCCUCCCCUUCCCAGCCUCUGCUGUCUGCUCAAUGCAAGACUCACUUAUCACACAGCAGGCAGCUCUCAGGCUGUGUGCCUCCUGUGCUGCAGAACACUCAGCCUGCUGGAUGCUGCAAGGAGGAGGCUGUGUCUGAUGCUGCCCUCUGCCCCAUCUCUGCCUGCGCAGCUCAAGGAGGGUGCAGCCCCUGGCUCAGUGUCUGGAUGGAGACCCAGCAAGGGCCUGAUGCUUCAGCCUGUGCAGAGCGGAGCAGGGAAGCGGCGCGCUCGGCUGUUUCUCCCCCUGGCGCCCCUGCAGAGGUGACUGUACAGGAACCACAACAUUCGCCGGUUGUAGAAGAAUCGGGAAUCCUGGCACCAAAUUCCGGCCUCCUGCAGGUCACAGAAAGAAGACAGCCUCUGAGCAGCGUCUCCUCUCUUGAAGUGCACUUUGAUCUCCUGGACCUGACAGAACUCACAGAUAUGUCAGAUCAGGAACUGGCCGAAGUGUUCGCCGACUCCGAUGACGAAAACCCGCACAACGAGCCGCUGCCACCAGGUCUACAUUUACCUCCCCUGCCCCGUGCCGGGUAUCUACGCUCUCCAUCCUGGACCCGAUCGCGAGCAGAGAGGGAGAAGAAGCAUCUCAGCGACUCGGAACUGCAAGGAGGCCUGCUGGACACGUACCUUGCUGUAGAGAGAUCCAAAGAGAAUUAAAAAAAUAAAAUAAGCCUUUACCCCCCCCCCCCCCCCAACUCAGACUGGUCGCUGCUGCCCUCUUAUCAUCCAUACCAAGGAAUGGACCACAGAAAGUGCCAAGACCAUAGAUUUCCAAACUGCAUUAUCACAGAGACCCUGGUAGAACCUUGCUAGGCAUAUAGACCGCACAGAGAAGAGGUCCGGGGUCCUACUCCGAAUACCUUCUUGUAGCACAAGAGUAGAGGAGCUGUAAGUAUCAGGAGAAGUGAAGGACCAGUAACUACAAUAGUAUAGGUCACAUUGUAAAAUGACCAGCUAUGUAAUCAGUUCAAUAUCCCGGCAUCAGAGAACCACAACCGAUGGACUGCCCUUCAACACAACCGAUGGACUGCCCUUCGUCACAACCGAUGGACUGCCCUUCGUCACAACCGAUGGACUGCCCUUCGACACAACCGAUGGACUGCCCUUCAACACAACUGAUGGACUGCCCUUCGACACCACAGAUGGACUGCCCUUCGACACAACCGAUGGACUGCCCUUCAACACAACCGAUGGACUGUCCUUCAACACAACCGAUGGACUGCCC
Molecule: messenger RNA, 1407 nt
Organism: Rana temporaria (common frog)
Lineage: Eukaryota; Metazoa; Chordata; Amphibia; Anura; Ranidae
Gene: DBNDD1
Product: dysbindin domain containing 1
Exons: 4
Coding region: 27-839 (270 amino acids)
Biological process (GO): negative regulation of protein kinase activity
Cellular component (GO): cytoplasm
Source: RefSeq, a predicted model, not a curated record